AUGUCAGCACAGCAGCUUGUCGAGCGGGUCGAGUCAAGUCUAGCUCGGGGCCGGCUUGUGCGGCAGCAGCGCGACGAGCCGCAGCAGCUUGUCGAGCGGGUCGAGUCAAGUCUAGCUCGGGGCCGGCUUGUGCGGCAGCAGCGCGACGAGCCGCAGCAGCUUGUCGAGCGGGUCGAGUCAAGUCUAGCUCGGGGCCGGCUUGUGCGGCAGCAGCGCGACGAGCCGCAGCAGCUUGUCGAGCGGGUCGAGUCAAGUCUAGCUCGGGGCCGGCUUGUGCGGCAGCAGCGCGACGAGCCGCAGCAGCUUGUCGAGCGGCAGCGCGACGAGCCGCAGCAGCUUGUCGAGCGGGUCGAGUCAAGUCUAGCUCGGGGCCGGCUUGUGCGGCAGCAGCGCGACGAGCCGCAGCAGCUUGUCGAGCGGGUCGAGUCAAGUCUAGCUCGGGGCCGGCUUGUGCGGCAGCAGCGCGACGAGCCGCAGCAGCUUGUCGAGCGGGUCGAGUCAAGUCUAGCUCGGGGCCGGCUUGUGCGGCAGCAGCGCGACGAGCCGCAGCAGCUUGUCGAGCGGGUCGAGUCAAGUCUAGCUCGGGGCCGGCUUGUGCGGCAGCAGCGCGACGAGCCGCAGCAGCUUGUCGAGCGGGUCGAGUCAAGUCUAGCUCGGGGCCGGCUUGUGCGGCAGCAGCGCGACGAGCCGCAGCAGCUUGUCGAGCGGGUCGAGUCAAGUCUAGCUCGGGGCCGGCUUGUGCGGCAGCAGCGCGACGAGCCGCAGCAGCGCGAGCGCCAGCAGCUUGUCGAGCGGGUCGAGUCAAGUCUAGCUCGGGGCCGGCUUGUGCGGCAGCAGCGCGACGAGCCGCAGCAGCAGCGCGACGAGCCGCAGCAGCGCGAGCGCCAGCAGCUUGUCGAGCGGGUCGAGUCAAGUCUAGCUCGGGGCCGGCUUGUGCGGCAGCAGCGCGACGAGCCGCAGCAGCGCGAGCGCCAGCAGCUUGUCGAGCGGGUCGAGUCAAGUCUAGCUCGGGGCCGGCUUGUGCGGCAGCAGCGCGACGAGCCGCAGCAGCUUGUCGAGCGGGUCGAGUCAAGUCUAGCUCGGGGCCGGCUUGUGCGGCAGCAGCGCGACGAGCCGCAGCAGCUUGUCGAGCGGGUCGAGUCAAGUCUAGCUCGGGGCCGGCUUGUGCGGCAGCAGCGCGACGAGCCGCAGCAGCUUGUCGAGCGGGUCGAGUCAAGUCUAGCUCGGGGCCGGCUUGUGCGGCAGCAGCGCGACGAGCCGCAGCAGCGCGAGCGCCAGCAGCUUGUCGAGCGGGUCGAGUCAAGUCUAGCUCGGGGCCGGCUUGUGCGGCAGCAGCGCGACGAGCCGCAGCAGCGCGAGCGCCAGCAGCUUGUCGAGCGGGUCGAGUCAAGUCUAGCUCGGGGCCGGCUUGUGCGGCAGCAGCGCGACGAGCCGCAGCAGCGCGAGCGCCAGCAGCUUGUCGAGCGGGUCGAGUCAAGUCUAGCUCGGGGCCGGCUUGUGCGGCAGCAGCGCGACGAGCCGCAGCAGCGCGAGCGCCAGCAGCUUGUCGAGCGGGUCGAGUCAAGUCUAGCUCGGGGCCGGCUUGUGCGGCAGCAGCGCGACGAGCCGCAGCAGCGCGAGCGCCAGCAGCUUGUCGAGCGGGUCGAGUCAAGUCUAGCUCGGGGCCGGCUUGUGCGGCAGCAGCGCGACGAGCCGCAGCAGCUUGUCGAGCGGGUCGAGUAA
Cydia pomonella (codling moth) is the source of this 1722-nucleotide messenger RNA. Its product is annotated as trichohyalin-like. The transcript has 4 exons. Bases 1 to 1722 code for a protein of 573 amino acids. The record is from RefSeq and is a predicted model, not a curated record. Lineage: Eukaryota; Metazoa; Arthropoda; Insecta; Lepidoptera; Tortricidae.